GCUGCCGCCCUUUCCAAAGUCGACCGGUUGCGUGUUGACCUUGCCAAAGCGGUCGAGGACAACGUGGCCGAGAGGGAGAUUGAGAGGGAGGAGGGACGUAAGUCUUUCCUCAAGUCGUCCAUCGGCUCAAUCUUCCUCGAUGCCUAUCAGAAGGAAGUCGUCGGGGCGUUUUGCAACUCUCCCGCCUUCCUCGAGAAGUU
This is a messenger RNA of Striga hermonthica, 200 nucleotides long. The record is from the annotation of a GenBank genome assembly. NCBI's taxonomy places the organism in Eukaryota, Viridiplantae, Streptophyta, Magnoliopsida, Lamiales, Orobanchaceae.